GCAUGUUAGCAUGCUAAUAUUUGAUAAUUAGCAGCAAUACUAAAUAUGGCUGAGGCUGAUAGGAAUGUCAUUAGUUUUGUAGGUAUUUGGUCAUAAACCACCAAUUCGAAAUAUUGACCUAAUGAUGGCUCUAAAGGAUCAAGAGGGACACGGAUGUGCCAGAUUACAUGGCAUUUUGUCCAGUAGUUAUUGAGACAUUUAACUCAAAACCAUAACUGUCAACCAGAUGGUGGCGCUACUGGAAAAGUCAAAGGAUCAUUCAUAUUCAUUGUGUGGGAAGCAUGAAUGUAUGUACGAAAUUGUUUGCCAAUUCAUCUAAAGAGUUAAGAUAUUUUACUCGAAAAACACUGACCUGCUGGUGGCAUUGUGAAUUUUCAUAGAAAUCCAUCCAGUAGUUAUUAUUAUAGUCUGGACCAAAGCGGUGGACCAACCAACAGGCCAACAGAAAUUGCCAUUCCCUAAAGCCAUGCUCCUGUGUAAUGUGAAAGGGGUAUUUUCUGAGGAGUUGGUGGAGACGACUACAGCUAAAAGGAAAGUGUAGUUUGGACUUACAUUCAUCACAUGUGCAGAAACAGGACUCCAAAUGAAUACUAAUGUUGCUCCGUGCCUGCUGGAUAGGUAAGUAUGAAACUGUCCCUAACUAGUCCCAAUAAACACUUUAUAAGGUAAUAAUAUGUCACAUGUGUUUUUAGCGUGUUCACGCUAAAAUAAUCAGUGAAUGCUGCUGUAGUAGUCAACAGAUAAACAGGGCUAACCAUAUAUUUUAACAUUUUACUUAAUGUGUGUUAAAAGCAAUGCGAUUAUACUGAAAGCAACAGUCAUUUAUGCUGACAUACAUUACAUCCAAGUCUCCAUUUGAUUCACACUCUCCCCAAACUGGGUUUUUUCUAGUCUUACAUAUGUAUUGCCUGCCUUGACUUCAUUGGUGAUCUAGUACUUUUUUAUCAGCAGUGGCAAUAAUAUACUGUGUGCCAUACUAUUGGAAUGUACAUACCUUUCAUUUGCAUGUUGGAAAAAUGACUGCCACUCCUACAAGUUUGGCUUAGACCCACAUUUAGUUGCAAACCUAAUUAACUCAGACAGAGGAAACCCCAUCAAUGUAAUACCAUACUAAUCCUGAGGCCGCUCUAAUCACCUGUCCUGAGCUUUGGGAUUCUACAGGGUUAUAAAAAAACACCCAAGAGCUGGAGAUGCCCAUUUCAAGUUUGGCCACUCCAUCUUGGAGUAUAUACCCAAAGGCUACAGGACUAUGGACUGUUAAAUUACAAGCCAGCCAUGGGGCAGACACAGCAAACCGAGAACAGUGAGGAGAUUGAUGUCAAAGCGCUUCAGGAUAUGUAUAAAAGGUUUGUCAUGGAGUGCCCAAGUGGACUGCUUUUUCUGCAUGAGUUCAAGCGCUUCUUUGGUGUGGACCCAACAGGGGAAGCGUCUGAUUAUGCAGAGAACAUGUUUCGAGCUUUUGACAGAAAUGGGGACAACACAAUUGAUUUCCUUGAGUUUGUGGCAGCACUGAAUCUUGUUUUCCGGGGAGACCUGGAACAUAAACUGCGCUGGUCAUUCAAGGUGUAUGACAAAGACAACAAUGGCUUUGUGGACAGAGACGAACUACGGUCAAUAAUUGAUAGCCUCUAUCGGAUAAAGAAAGGCACAAAGACAGACAUGAGUGAUUCACAGCUGACAGUGGAUGAGGUUGUGGAUCGAAUAUUACAGAGCGUUGAUAGUGAUGGAGAUGGUACUAUUAACAUGGAAGAGUUCAUUAGAGGUGCACAGCAGGACCCCUGGGUGCUCACCAUGUUGAAGUUGGACAUGAACCCUGCUGGAUGGGUGCUGGAGCAGAGGAGAAGGAGUGCACACUUUUGAAAUGUCAAAGCACACAGGCCUUUCCCAUGUGUACAAAGGGAGAACAAUCAUGGAUAAAAUCCAGGCUUUAAAUUAUAUCUACAAAAUGUAUUAAACACACAUCUUACAACUAAAAUUAGUAUGCUUUGGAUACUCGGUAUAUACAGUUUCAUUUUCACAGACUGUGAAAGAAGUUGUUCAGGCUCUAGUUUGGGUUUUAGUAAAGGAACAAUAGCAUAAAAUCUCAGCAAGGACUGUAACGAACAGUAUGAAUACACAGAAAAAUGUCUAAUUACUACUUCUUCCUUUGUAUGCAUUAUUCUCUCUUUUCACUGUUAAAACUAUAAUAAUGCUUAAGCUUAAUUAUAUUGUCUUCAGAUACGAGUCAAGUAACAAUUUCCUAUAAUUUUAAGUGCAUGUAUGUAUAUAUUGCUUGCUAACUCAAGUUCACAGCCUUCUUGUUAUAAAGUUUAAAUAUGUAAAUAGCAAACGAUUAUAAUACUUUUCUAUUGUUGUGGGGUUUUUUUAUGUUUUUAAUUUUGUCUUUAAGCAAAUAAUAACAUUACUGGGACACAAUUACAUUCUUAUUGUGCAUAUUGAAUUAAAGUCCAUACUCUUAAUUAAUAUUGUUUUACCUGAUUACUGUUGUUAAAGGCAGGUUUUAAGACCUAUGAAUUCAAGCUCAAUAAAAAACAUAAGUCAUUGUCA
This is a messenger RNA of Siniperca chuatsi (mandarin fish), 2547 nucleotides long. Its product is annotated as guanylyl cyclase-activating protein 2-like. NCBI's taxonomy places the organism in Eukaryota, Metazoa, Chordata, Actinopteri, Centrarchiformes, Sinipercidae. Gene Ontology annotation, biological process: visual perception. The record is from RefSeq and is a predicted model, not a curated record. Gene Ontology annotation, molecular function: calcium ion binding; calcium sensitive guanylate cyclase activator activity. Gene Ontology annotation, cellular component: cone photoreceptor outer segment; photoreceptor inner segment. The transcript is spliced from 4 exons. Bases 1276 to 1860 code for a protein of 194 amino acids.